Messenger RNA from Tremella mesenterica DSM 1558, 804 nucleotides. RefSeq lists its product as uncharacterized. Bases 1 to 804 code for a protein of 267 amino acids. NCBI's taxonomy places the organism in Eukaryota, Fungi, Basidiomycota, Tremellomycetes, Tremellales, Tremellaceae. The record is from RefSeq and is a predicted model, not a curated record. The transcript is spliced from 2 exons.
AUGCAUCAACCCGGUCCACAUGAGGAGAUAAGAACUCUGCAAGUUCAAGGAUCAACUAGCCUGCUAGAACAUACCCAAAAUGUAGCAGAUGACCCAAUAGGAGCUGAAGGUGCAGAGAGUGGGCCGGUCAUCUCUCAAGUACCAAGCAGCACCGCAGAGGCUCAGAUUUCUACUGAAAUGCUGGGUGAUACUCAAUUUACAACAAGCGGCACUGUAGAAGACUCGACUGAAGCUGGUGUACAAAAGAGUGUUGACAACACUGUGGACUCUGCAGGGGCGGAAAACAAUACCACAGAAACACAGCCCAUAGCCAGCACAUCACACCUCUCUCAUUCAGAAGCAAGACAACCAGGGAGCUCUCAUGUGCCAGCAAACCAAUCAGAGACACCCUCAACUCUCACAGGCCAGCUUCACCCGUCUCAGCCUGCAGAUUUUCAAUCGGAACUGGAAUCAUCCCAAGCUAGCACAAUCAUUUUUGUCCCAAAUCUGACAAUACAUGUUCAUGCCACACAUUUAUUGGUACAAGGAUGGAACACAUAUGUAUUGGACAAACAGAAAAUUGACAGAUUGACAGCCAGCUCACUGGGCAGCUCCAUGACACAUCUGCACAACCAAAUCUUGACUGAGGAGGGCAAUUGCCAACAAGUGGAGGAAGCAAUUGCGGAAUUGAAGGAGUGUAUAUCACAAGCCUGCAGAUAUUUGAAAGACUGGCCAAACCCUACUCCCCAGGCAUUUGGUGGACUUAGGACUCGAAUCAAAAGAAAAGCUGCCUGGAAGACAGCACAAACCAUUGCCAGUGGUUGA